Ochotona princeps (American pika) is the source of this 2078-nucleotide messenger RNA. RefSeq lists its product as uncharacterized. The annotation marks the transcript as partial. Gene Ontology annotation, biological process: retrograde transport, endosome to Golgi; intracellular protein transport. Gene Ontology annotation, cellular component: late endosome; retromer complex; retromer, cargo-selective complex. The record is from RefSeq and is a predicted model, not a curated record. The transcript is spliced from 14 exons. NCBI's taxonomy places the organism in Eukaryota, Metazoa, Chordata, Mammalia, Lagomorpha, Ochotonidae.
UCGAUUUGAAGUCAAUCUUUGUGAAUCUUCUCAAUCGUUUGGCUGCCUUUGCCCAAGCAUCACCUACUAACCUCCCUACUGAACAUGAUAUAUAUUCACUAUUUCAGCGUUAUAUAGGAGAGUUACAACAGCGAUAUAUAUAUUAUCUUGAAGAACAAGCAGCUGGAGUGGAUGGAGGAGGCGGGGGUGGACGAGGGUCUUCACCCCAUGCAAAUAUAAAUGGUAGUAGUAGUAGUAAUAUGAGCGGAUGCAGCACGAAUGCGAUAGUAGAUCUAACGGGUUUGCUAGAGUUGCAACAAGCCUUCCUAAGUUUUUCUCUAUCUCUCUAUCCAGAUAGAAUUGACUACGUUGAUGCCAUACUAGGCUCUGUAAGUCUCUUACUAUCCAGCUGUGGAUGUAGUAGCGAGAGCUUCAGAACUGCAAGCAGAUAUCGCCAGGAUAGUAGUAGCUACCACAAAGGAGCUCCACCAAUACUUACCCCUGCUGCUGUGGAUGCCCUUGUGGAGAUAAUCUCCUCUCCCUUACGAAGUCUCUCUCUACCAGUCCUCGAAUUGCAGCACUUCCCUGUCGUAAUGGGAUUUCUCAAUGAUGAUUUAAAAAGACAAGUGGCGUCAUCGAUGGUUGGAGCGGUAUUAGCAGCAGGAGCCCAGUUGGAGCAGCCCUCGUCUGUAUCACGUUUUCUGGAGUUUGUGUCUCCACUUCUCCGAGACAGCGGCAACAUGAACAGCGUGGACAAUUUUGAGGAAGGCGGGGCUUCCUCGGAAUUCAUUAAGGAACAAGAAGAUAUCGCGAAACUCGUACAUUUGUUGUACAACGCUGACACGGAUGUACAUUUCACGCUACUCUGUCUUGCUAGGCAAACAUUUGCUGAAGGAGGCUUGCGGCGACUACGAUACUUGGGGCCUCCAUUGGUAGUUGCAGCUCUUGAACUCGUGCCUCGCAUACUGGAUCGCACAGAGCAACUCCAGCAGCGACAUAAUAAUACUACCAUGCCUGUUGUCUCUGGAAAGAAAGUCUAUCAAUUUGUACACUCAACAUGCAUGCAACUUGUUCAGUCUGACCCUCAGAGCGCCUUGAGACUCUUUCUUAUGGCAGCAGAGAGUGCGGACACAGCAAAUCUACGAACGUCUGCUUCUGCGUCUUCAUACGAAGCCAUUGUAUAUGAAUUUCUUACGCAAGCACUAGUGUGCUACGAAGAAGAAAUAUUAGACAGCAAAAAUCAGUAUAUGUACUUACUGCAAUUUGUUGGAUGCCUUUCUGGUCAUAUUCAUACACUAGAAAGAGAAAGUUACGAGACUGUUUGUGCCAAAGUCGCUCAGCAUGCUGCUAAACUUCUAAAGAAACCCGAUCAAUGUCGAGCUAUUCUCGCGUGUUCUCAUCUCUUCUGGAAUAAUGAAUUAUUUCGAGACCCCCGACGCGUACUUGAAUGUUUACAGAAAUGCUUGAAAAUUGCCGAUAUCGCAGUGCAGUCUUCUACGACCCACGUCGGUUUGUUCACUGAUAUACUCGACGAGUAUAUAUAUUACUACGAAAGAGAUAAUCCAGAGGUGACAGUAGACUUCAUCAAGAACCUUCUCUCCCUCUGCGCGGAGCACGUGAAGUUCGCGUUACACGAGGCAGGACAUGAAGAUGAAGCGGUAGCAAACUUCCGCAAUUCAGUGCGCUAUCUAAAAUACAAAAAGGAGACUGCAAGUGACAACAAGUGGCGAGCAACCAAGGCACCCUACGCAACAAAACGAGAUACGCUCGCUCCUGCGGCAGUCGAUGCUGCCAGAACGUUUUUCGCAAAAAUAGCAGCCACUGCUGCCACAGACUUCGCAAAAACGACAUUCGACGGUGUCAGCGCUUUUCAGCGCCGUCGCAAAAACGGCAGUCAACUAUGGCAGAGCUCUUCAGCGCAUUCGCUCGCAAAACCGGCAGAAAGCGGUGCCAGAAUUUUGCAGGUCCUUCCCAAUAACGGCAGUCACUGCUGCCAGAGUUAUUUUGCGUUCCUGCGCAGCGAAGCCGACACGGUUAUCACCGGCAGGUGCCAUGACACAAGGUCGACGUCAGCACUGGCGAUACGUACGCUGCAGUAA